Molecule: messenger RNA, 1834 nt
Organism: Priapulus caudatus
Lineage: Eukaryota; Metazoa; Priapulida; Priapulimorpha; Priapulimorphida; Priapulidae
Product: cell growth-regulating nucleolar protein-like
Exons: 8
Coding region: 142-1170 (342 amino acids)
Biological process (GO): negative regulation of transcription by RNA polymerase II; rRNA processing
Cellular component (GO): nucleolus
Molecular function (GO): DNA binding
Source: RefSeq, a predicted model, not a curated record
GCGCCCGUAAAUUUCAUGCGUGUUUUAUGCGUUCAUCGUUAAAACAUAGUUCACUUACAUGUAAAUGUAAUUUAUAUUCCCAUACGAACUAUCAUUAAGCAGUAAUAUUGUUCCUAUCGCUUGGGAAAGUAAAGAUUUAGGAUGGUAUUCUUCACGUGUAACAACUGCAAUGAGACGCUGAAGAAAAAGGAUGUUGACAAGCACUGCAUGACAAAAUGCAGAAACUGUCAAGUCGUUUCCUGUGUUGACUGCAGUAAGGAAUUCUGGGGAGAUGAGUAUAAGCAGCAUAUCAAAUGUAUUAGUGAGGAAGAAAAAUACUCUGGCAAAGACUUUAAGCCAAAGGUCAAGAAAGGAGAGGCGAAACAAGAACAAUGGAUGCAGAAUGUUCAAGAAGCAGCAAUAAAUGCGAAGAAUCCUAGAGUGGCAGAACUAAUGGGUAAAAUAGUCGAGUUUACCAAUAUUCCCCGGAAGAAGGCAAAGUUUGAAAAUUUCAUCAAGAAUAGUGUGCGUGUGUACGAUGCUACUCUCAUCGACCAAGCAUGGGAGAUAUUCUCAGCUAAACCAAAAGAGGAGGAACAGCAGAAGAAGGAACCGGCUGCAUCACAAGUAGACUCGUGUGAAAGCACAGCUGAUUCAGCAUCAGGUACAGAGGCUGCAAAGAAAAAGGAAAAAAAGAAGAAAAGCACAAAGGAGAACGCAGAAACUGUGAUAACUAAUGGGAACACUGGCAUCACGGAGAGUCAAUCGUCCUCUGCUAAGAAAGUGAAAACGAAGAAGUCUGGCAAAGAGAAAAACAAAGCAACAGAGGAAACCUUAGCCAGUAAUGGAGUAACAGAAUCUAACACGAAAAAGAAGAAAAGAAAGCUCACGAAUGAUGAACCAGUAGAUAGCCAAUCGAAAAAAGCCAAGCAUGAUGAGGAAAAAGAUGAUAAGGGGCAGAAGUUCUGCUGGAAAAGGGUCAUCAAGAAGACCCUACGAGAAGCCCCUGACCACAAAAUGAAGAUCAAAUUGCUACGCAGUAAGGUUAUUGCAACCUAUGUGCGGAAGCAGAAGAAACACGAAAACAUGGAAGCUAUGACUGAUGAAGAUCUCCUCAAGUUGUUUGGUCGUGAAGUCCUCAAAAACAAGAAAUUCAGUAUACACAAGAAACGAGUGCAACUUGUUGCUUAACGGAUAUUUUACUUAGUAAAGAUAUUAACAUUUGAAAACUUAUAUUUUCAUACAUUUAAUUGGGACAUCAUGAUCAUAUUCAGGCAAAAUUUUGUCAAACCAUCAAUUCACCAGGUUCUGCAUUGCUUUUUUGUCAUAGUUUAAUCGUAAACUAUGUACAAUUGGUACAAUACUUGCUAUAUUUUAUCAUGUACGGAUUUUCACGUGUACAGACAUUGCAUUAGUUUUUAAAAUAACACAAAAAUUGUGUAUAAUAGUUUGUGACUGUUAAACCCGUCGUGGUAUUGUAGGUAGAGGUGAUUAUUGAUUUGAAAUAUGAAUGAUAAACAUCAAAAACGUCGACACACGAAAAUCAGAGAUUCUAUAGCAUUAUCGUAUACAAGUUGUUUUUGUUAGUUUUCAUGUUCGUAUCAUAUAAUAGUAAUACCAGCAGUAUAUUUAAAAAUGAUGAGAUGCAACCUUGAUGUAUUUGCACACAAUUACAUAUUUGUAGGGAAGGUGUUAUGAGUUUUUGGGGGACUAUAUAAUACUAGCUUUUUUAUUAAAGGCAUUCGAUAUAAGGUCUUUGUCCUGGUUUAGCUGUCUUUCGUCAUACAGUUUAUUAUGAGCAGUGUAUCAUACGGAAUAUGUGUUGUAUAAUAAAUGCAUUGUUGAUGUGACUGUA